AUGCCACCAAAGGCCGCUAAUGGUGCUGAUUCCAGCACUGCUCUCACUGCAGGCGAGACCACUAUGCUUGCUGCUGUAGUCGCUCAGCUUGGUGAUAUCCCUAAGAUUGACUUUGAAGUCAUUGCACAAAUCUGCGGCAUAAAGUACUCCCGUAACGCUCGCACUUCCUGCAAGAAGCUCUUUGAAAAGAUCAAGGCUGCCCACCCUGAGGUCAAUGUCGUUGCCGGUGGUACAGGCAGUACGGUCUCUGAGGCCGCUGCUGCUGAUGGCUCGGAGGAAAACGAUGGUACCAAUGGCCAAAAGCGUGCUCGUGCUGUUGCUAAGAAGGCUCCGAAGAAGACUGUCGGCAAGACCACAGCUCCAAAGAAGGCCAGUGCUACCUCUAAGAAGGCUACUGCCAAGAAGGGAGAUGCAAAGGCUAAGGCUGCUGCCAGCAAGAGUGACGCCGAUGACGCUGAUGUUGAGGAUGCCGAGGAGGAGUCUGCUGACGCCAUGAAGGAUGAAGCUGGUAAAGCCCCCAAUGCUUCUUGUUUCGUUGUUAUCUAUUCCCGACCAGAUCAAGUAGAGACCGGAGUUACAACUGCCAUCGACUUUGUCCCUGAAGUUGGUCAAUCGGCUAUGGGAACUUCGUCUGUCCAUUCUGCCGAAGCCACACAUGGGCAGUCUGUCAAUGGAAGCUCCACUACCAAUGAUAGCGUCUCUCCAUCUGGUCAGUUGGCUGCUGAACCUUCAUCUGCCAAUCCUCCCACCCGUCCAACUGAAGAGCCUCUCACCGUCGCUACAAGUGUUGCAGUCGAUGCUCUGGCAUACUUCGUCAACGAAGUCUUGUACAUGAACAUCAACGGUUACGAUUAUCCCUACCGCAACCAAGACAUCCUCGACGCCCAGUCUCACGGUAUCGCACUCGAGCAGUGGGUCCUCUGGAAGUUCGAGAACGGCGUUGAUCGUGCUGCGCUCUGCGGCUGA
Cadophora gregata is the source of this 966-nucleotide messenger RNA. RefSeq lists its product as uncharacterized. The transcript has 5 exons. Lineage: Eukaryota; Fungi; Ascomycota; Leotiomycetes; Helotiales; Ploettnerulaceae. The coding region runs from base 1 to 966 and encodes 321 amino acids. The record is from RefSeq and is a predicted model, not a curated record.